AUGAGCUCACCCCCGUUCAAGCACUUCGCAAAGGCCCAAACCGAGUUCAAGCCUCCUCUAAUUGCCAAUGAGAACGCAUACCUGGGCGACGUCGUCUCCAGCACCGACGCUGAGAAGCCCAUCAGCGCCGGUUUCUACAGACUCGAGAAAGGUACUCCUCUGGUCUACACCUACACCUACGACGAAAUGAAGAUCAUCGUCGAAGGUGAAUUCGAUAUCACAGACGAGACGGGCCAAUCUGUUCAUGCUACCCCCGGUGACGUCUUCUAUUUCCCCAAGGGUAGCAAAAUCACCUUCACGACUGAGUCGUACGGUUUGGGUUUCUAUUGCGGUCAGCGCAAGGAGGGCACUGCUUAG
Molecule: messenger RNA, 357 nt
Organism: Exophiala spinifera
Lineage: Eukaryota; Fungi; Ascomycota; Eurotiomycetes; Chaetothyriales; Herpotrichiellaceae
Exons: 2
Coding region: 1-357 (118 amino acids)
Source: RefSeq, a predicted model, not a curated record